CUAAAAGCAAAGCCUCGAGCUUAUGCUAAAAGUGGACAAUAUCAUACCAUUAUGGAGAGUCGUAGUUUCUUACAUCCUCGUUAUACUUACUUACACUCAGCACUUCUGCAAUGUACCGAGACCAUCGGCUUUCAUAUUCUUAUAACUCCAAGAAACUAGCCUUUCUUCAGAAGCGUUUUAGGGAGAUAGAAGAUAUUAAAAAAUGCAUUCAGUUUUUCUUUUUUCUAAAGUUACUAAACCUAAGAUCCCCUUUUCUUUUUCCCAAUUUGCAUAACUUUAUUUUUUUCUGAUGCACAUUGGAUGACUCGGACAAUAGAAAAGUAAGAUUCACCAACAAUUUUCGACCCCUUUAAAUGUAUUAGGAGAAUCAAAGAAUGAUACACUAGGCAUCAAGCAAACAUCUCUUCCCCUGCUUAUUGCUAUUGAAGAACAUCCUAGGUGAGUGGCUGCAGAGUUCAAGCCGCUCAAAGCAAGAGCAUUUUGUAUUGCCGAGUUUUCUUUAUCAAUAUUCGAAUAUGGAAGCUUCACUGCAUAGACAUGUUAUUGGAUUUCCACUUGGCUCAGCAGCAUUGCAGGUCGAGCAAUCGGUUAAAAGAAUCUUACCUGAUCUUGCUGGCCAGUACAACAUUUCCCCCUCAGAUGGUAAAUAUCCAUCAAAACAAUGUAGUAAAAUUUCAGUGCUCAGCAGGGUGAAUAAGCUUGGUAAAAAAGCAGACAAGUUUGCACAUGGAGUCCGAGAACAUGUGAGAUUGGGAUCCAACAUCUCAGAAAUUGUUAAGGGAAAGUUGAGCUUAGGAGCUAGAAUUCUUCAAGUAGGUGGUUUGAGAAAAAUAUACAAGCAAUUGUUUAGUGAUGGAGAUAGCGAGAAAUUGUUGAAGGCUGCUCAAUGCUAUCUGUCAACCACAGCUGGACCCAUUGCAGGUCUGCUCUUCAUAUCCACAGAUAAGAUUGCCUUCUGCAGUGACAGAUCCAUCAAAGUUUCUUCCUCCGCAGGAGAGCUAAUUCGAUUCCAUUACAAGGUAGUGAUUCCAGUAGGAAAAAUAGAGAGAAUCAAUGAGAGUGAGAAUGUGAAGAAGCCUUCACAGAAGUACAUAGAAAUAGUUACAGUUGAUAAUUUUGAGUUCUGGUUCAUGGGGUUCUUAAAUUAUCACAAAACUCUUCAAUAUCUUCAAAAUUUGAUCUCUCAAGAAUGCAAGAACUGCUAGAUGCUUGGAAGAGAUUGCUGCAGAAAUGUUCUUUGUCCCCUCCACCAUUUGAACUGGGAGGAAAAGUUCACUAUACAAUUUACUCAAUUGUACAAAUCCUGUUUAUGAAUGAUUGGUUUAGUUGGUGAAAUAAGAUUAGAAAGAGGCUCAACUUGGUCUUAGUUUUGAACUUUGGAUGUCUAUUUGAGCAUGGAAAUGCAAAUGAUUGUUUUUGUCACUUGAAA
Molecule: messenger RNA, 1429 nt
Organism: Cucurbita pepo subsp. pepo (vegetable marrow)
Lineage: Eukaryota; Viridiplantae; Streptophyta; Magnoliopsida; Cucurbitales; Cucurbitaceae
Product: GEM-like protein 7
Source: RefSeq, a predicted model, not a curated record